Messenger RNA from Closterium sp. Naga37s-1, 9816 nucleotides. Lineage: Eukaryota; Viridiplantae; Streptophyta; Zygnematophyceae; Desmidiales; Closteriaceae. The record is from the annotation of a GenBank genome assembly.
AUGGCUGCUGCCGGAGCUACAGGUUCGGCAAGAGGUCCGGCCCGAGCCGCUGUGCCCAAGCCUCCAACGCCCCCCCCGCCCCCCACGCCUGCUGCCAUUGCUGGCGCGGCAGUGGCUGCUGCUGGGGAGGCGCUAGGGUUUAGAGCCCUUAUUCAAGCUGCGAUUGCUGAAGGUGUUGCUGGGGGGAUGGGGGAUGCUGCUGGGGAGGGCAGAGCAGCAGGGGGGGUUGACGCUGGGGGUGUUUCAGGGGGUAUUGCUGGGGGUUUUGGAGCAGGGUCGGCUGGGGCGGGUGGUGGGAGAGAGGUUGGAGGUUUUGGAGAUCUGAUUCGCGCUGCAGUGGGAGGUAAGGAAGGCAGGCCUGGGAGGGUGGGAGCGGCAGCAGCAGCUGAGGAGAUAGUUGUGGGUUCUGCGGUAGAGGAGGUGGAUGGGCUGGGAGGAGGGGCAGGAGGAGGAGGAGAAUUAGGAGGAGAGAGAGAAGGAGGAAUGGGAGAGAUGGGAGGGGCAGCAUCAGCCGGAAGAGCAGCAGGAGCGGCAGGAGCAGCAGCAGGAGAAACAGGGGUUCAUGCUGUUCAUGCGUCGACUCAGAAAGCGAGGGUGGCCGAGGCGAUAGCGCGAAUGAGCCAGCAGGAGGUUCGGGCGGCGCUGCGGCAGGUGCGGUUCGGCACGAACCUGCAGGGGCUGGUUCGGGAGGAGGUGGGGCGGAUGGUGCGGGCGAACAGGGAGGCUCGGCUGCGGGAGAUUGCUAGGCUGCUGGGGGAGGAUUAUCCUCCUCCUGCUGCUCUGGGUGUUGUGCCUUUUACUCCCAGUGCUGUGCCUCUCACUUUGAGUGAUUCAACUCCUCCCCCUGCUGCUGCUCCAAGUGUCAUGCCAGACAAGGACCUGCCCCCCCUGCUGCCGCUCACAGGACGGGAGGACGAGCAGGAGGAGGGAGGGGAGGAGGGAGGAGGGGAUGGGGUGCGGAUAGAGAGAUGUAGUGGUGGUGGUGCUGCUGCUGGUGGUGGUGGUGAUGCUGGUGAUGCCUCUGGGGUCGUGCUGACGCCCAGGGAUCGCCUCAAGCUUCGGAUUCAUCAGAAGAUGUUGCGGCUUGCGGACUUUCAGGUGUGUUUUCAGGCGAAGGUGAGGAGAGAACUGGUGGCAGAGGAGCAGGAGAUUCAAGCCAUGCCCGACCGCCCCUACCGCUCCUUCCUGCGCUGGGCCCACCGGCAGCGAGCCGAAAUCCUUAACCCUUCUUCCCGCUCUACACUUCUCUUCUUGUGCAGGCAAAAGAGAUUCAAGCCUUGCCCGACCGCCCCUACCGCUCCUUCCUCCGCUGGGCCCACCGGCAAUGACGCAGCAGGUCAAAGCUUCCUCUUCCGCCCCUUUACAAUCACCUAUCCCUUGCAAGCGAAGGUGAGGAGGGAGUUGGUGGCAGAGGAGCAGGAGAUUCAAGCCAUGCCCGACCGCCCCUACCGCUCCUUCCUCCGCUGGGCCCACCGGCAACGGGCGGAGAUCGCAAGUCCCACGCCGGAACUAGUGGCAGAGGAGCAGGAGAUUCAAGCCAUGCCCGACCGCCCCUACCGCUCCUUCCUGCGCUGGGCCCACCGGCAACGGGCCGAAAUCGCCAAGUCGCACGCCGUGACGCGCCGCGCCGCCCGCGACCGGCUGCUCAAGGCCGUCUUCGCCGCCCGGCGGCAGAUCCUCGCCGACCGCCAGUUGGCGGCGCGCGACGGGCGGGCGGCGCGGAACCGGCACGUAGUGAGGUUCCACGAGCAGGCGGCGAGGGAGGCGGCGAGGCGGCGAGAGGAGGAGCGGCAGAAGCGGGUGGAGAUGUUACUUAAGAGUAACGACAUGGAUGCUUAUCGGGCUAUGCUGGAGGAGGAAAAGGAGAAGGCGGGGGUUGGGAAGGGUGCGAAGGAGAGGUUUGAAAUGCUGAGCUCGUUUUUGAGUCAAACGGAGGAGUAUUUGCGGAAGCUGGGGGGGAAGAUCUGUGCUGCGAAGAGUGUUCAAGAGGUGGAGGAGGCGGCCGUGGCUGCUGCUGCUGAAGCCAGAGAGAAGGUGGGUGUUCUGAGGAGGAAGCGGGUUUGGGGUCUAGGGAAGCUGGGAGGGAAGAUCUGUGCUGCGAAGAGUGUUCAAGAGGUGGAGGAGGCGGCCGUGGCUGCUGCUGCUGAAGCCAGAGAGAAGCUGGGAGGGAAGAUCUGUGCUGCGAAGAGUGUUCAAGAGGUGGAGGAGGCGGCCGUGGCUGCUGCUGCUGAAGCCAGAGAGAAGGGCAUGAGCGCGGAGGAGGUGGAGGCGUACGUGCAAAGGGCGGUGGCCAGCUCGUCACACAAGCAACCAUGUCCCUGCCUCCUCAUUGUAAUUCUCCACCCUCCGCCCAUCCUUCUCCCACAGGGCAUGAGCGCGGAGGAGGUGGAGGCGUACGUGCAAAGGGCGGUGGCCAGCUCGUCACACAAGCAACCAUGUCCCUGCCUCCUCAUUUUAAUUCUCCACCCUCCGCCCAUCCUUCUCCCACAGGGCAUGAGCGAGGAGGAGGUGGAGGCGUACGUGCAACGAGUGGUGGCCAGCCUGUCUCGCAACGACGGUCCCGAGGGAGAUGAGGUUGGAGGAGAGACAGGCGCCGCUGCUGUGUCCAAGUACUACAAGCUGGCUCACUCGGUCUCGGAGACCAUCACCCACCAGCCGUCCAUGCUGCGCAUGGGCACACUGAGAGAGUACCAGAUGGUGAGUAGGAGUUGUGCUGGAUUUGAGAGUGGGGCUACAGUGGAUGGUAUCGCUCUACAACAACCGCUGACCCUUCUUGCCUUUCCUUCUCUCUCCCUGCCCGUGGGGCUGCAGUGGAUGGUAUCGCUCUACAACAAUCGGCUCAACGGCAUUCUGGCAGACGAAAUGGGCCUGGGGAAGACAGUGCAGGUCAUGGCACUCCUUGCAUAUCUGAUGGAGCACAAGAGCAACUACGGCCCGCACCUCAUCAUCGUUCCCAACGCCGUGUUGGUGAACUGGAAGUCUGAGCUGCACGCCUGGCUGCCCUCCCUCUCCGCUGUCUUCUAUGUGGGCGGCAAGGACCAACGCGCCAAGCUCUACACCAAGCUGCACGCGUGGCUGCCCUCCGUUUCCGCUGUCUUCUAUGUGGGAGGCAAGGAGCAGCGCGCCAAGCUGUAUACCAAGUUCAACGUGCUGGUAACCACCUUCGAGUUCAUCAUGCGGGACCGAGCGCGCCUCUCCAAAGUGGACUGGCGCUACCUGGUGAUUGACGAGGCCCACCGCAUGAAGGACCGGGAUUCUCGGCUGUCACGAGAUCUGGACAGAUUCAGAGUGCAAAGAAGGCUGCUGCUCACCGGCACUCCCCUCCAGAACGACCUGCGGGAGCUCUGGUCCCUUCUAAAUCUGCUUCUCCCAGAUGUGUUCGACUCGAGCAAGGUCUUCAACGACUGGUUCGCUCCCCCCUGUCCCACUCCCCCCCACCCCAUGCUCUCCUUUCCCCCUUCCCGCAUUGUCUCCCCCUGUGUGUGUUGCCCCAACCCAACAGAACGACCUGCGGGAGCUCUGAAUGACCUGCGGGAGCUCUGGUCUCUUCUCAACCUUCUCCUUCCAGACGUGUUUGACUCCAGCAAGGUUUUCAACGACUGGUUUGCUUCCCCUUUCCAAAAGGACACCAAAGGAGGCGGGGGAGGAGGAGGAGCAGGAGGAGGCGGAGGAGCAGGGGGAGCAGCAGCGGAUGAGAUAGAAUGGCUGGAGAUUGAAAAGAAAGUGAUUGUAAUCCAUCGUCUACACCAGAUUCUCGAACCUUUCAUGCUGCGCCGCAUGGUGCAAGACGUAGAGGGAAACCUGCCGAAAAAGACCUCUGUGGUGCUCCGCUGCCCGCUCUCUGCUUGCCAAGCCGCGAUCUACGACUGGCUGAGAAAGGUGGUUAACCACCCGUUUCUGACUUACUCUUCUUAUGACCUCACUGUUCCUGCCCCUCCUGCUGGUGGUUCUGGUGGCUCUGCUGGUGCUGCUGGUGGUGCUGCUGGUGCGAGUCCUUACGGAUCUAUAGAGACGCUGGUUCGCACCAAGAUUCAGCAGCACAAGAUCGAAAUGGCUGAUGAAGUGAUCAACGCAGGCCGGUUCGACCAACGCACGACUCAGGAGGAGCGGCGGAUGACUUUAGAAGCUCUGCUGAAGGAUGUAGACCGGUUCCAAGAGGCGGUUCCGGCUGUACCCUCCAUGCGCGAGGUAAACCGGAUGAUUGCCCGCGGGGAGGCUGAGCUGGCGCUCUUUGAUAGGAUGGAUGAGGAGGAGGAGUGGCCGGGAUUGGUGGAGGAGAACUGUGAGGUGGUGCCUUGGCUGAGGGCGAAUUCGAAGCAGGUGGCUGCUGCUGCUGCUACGACUGCCAAGCCUGCACUUCGGAAACGGAGGAAGGCGGCAGGUUCGGAAGAGGGAGGGGCGGAGGGAGGUUCGGCCGAGCCUGUGGAGGUGGAGGGGUGGAAGGAGGGGGAGCAAGUGGGAGGGGAGGAAGAGGAAGAGGAAGAGGAGGAAGGGGAGUUCAAGAGGGGAGGGAGAGGGGGUAGAGGUGUUGACAGGGGGGAGGUGGAGGAGGAGGGAAUGAUUUUGGGGGAUGAGGAAUUUGAUAGGGGGAUUGAUGGGGAAGGGGAGGAAGGGGGUGAGGAGGAGGAGGACAAGGCAGGAGCAGAAGGGAUGAAGGAUAAGAGGAUGAAGGGAAGGAAAGAGGAAGAGGAGGGAGAGGAUGAGGGUCAAGGAGAGGAGGAGGAGGUAGAAGGGUGGGAGGGUGUGGAGGGAGAGGGGGUAGCAGCAGAGGAGGAGGAAGAGGAGGAGGGAGAAGGAGAGGAGGUUCGUUUGGUGAGAGAGAGUGAUGGAGGGGAGGUGGGGGGUGAAGGGGAGGAGGCGGAUGAAGGGGAGGAGGAAGGAGUUGAGAAACAGGGUAAGAAGAGGGUGAAGGGGCCAGUAGAGGAGGAGGUAGUUUUGGAAGAGGAUGAGGAGGAAGAGGAGGAAGAGGAGGAGGAAGGGAUAUGGGUGGAGGGUGAUAGUGAGAGGCUUGGGAAAGAUGGUGGGGAGUUUGCGGGAGUAGGAGUGGGUGUGAAGGAGGGGAGGAAGGGGAGGGGGGGGAGAAGAGGAGGGCGUGGAGGGAAAGAGUUGCGGAAGAAGGGAUAUGAAAGGAGGUUGAAAGGUAAAGAGACGAUGGAAGAUGAAGAAAGGGUGGAGGAAGGGGAGAUGAGGGGAGAUGGGGUGGGAGAUACAGAGUUUGGGAAGGAUGUAGAAGAUUUAACCGGUGAGAGGAAGCGAGGAGGAAAGCAACGCCGUAGGUUUAAGCUGUCCAAGGGAAGUGAUGGCAGGUUGAAGCUCCUAAAGGGAGUCGGUGGGGAGCUCAAUAAAGGGGAUGAGAUGGAGGGGAGAGGUGGAGUGGGGGAAGAGGGGAGGGAAGGAUUGGCGGGGGUGGGUGGGAUAGGAGCGGGAAGGAAAGAGCAAAGGGCUGAGGAGACGGGUAAGAAGGCGAAGGGUGAGCAGGGGAGGGGAGAGCAAGAGAGAGGUGAGCAGGGGAGGGGAGAGCAGGAAAGGGGUGAGCAGGUGAAGGUGCAGGAGCAGAAGAAGAAGCAUCGGCACCACCAUCACCACCAUAGGCACAAGCACAGCAGUGGCCAUGGCAAGACGAGUGCAAGUGAGUGGCUGGAGGGAGGGAGAGAGGAGGGGAUGAUGGACGGAGGAGAGGACAGGAUUGGUGGGGAGGAAAGAAAGGAGAGGAUGGGUGGGGAGGAGGAGAGGAAAGAGAGGAAGGAGAGGAAGGAGGGGAAGGAGGGGAAGGAGAAGGAGGGGAAGGAUGGAAAGGAGAGGCGCAAGGGUAUGGGAGGCGAGGGGAUUGUCAGGAUUCUGGGUGAGGGGCGAGAGGAGAAGGUUGAGAGGGAAGCAGAGAGAGGGAGGGGAGCGGAGGUGGAAAUAUGGGCGGAGGGUAGAUGGGAGAAGAAGAGAGAGAAGGAUGCUAAGGAGCAAGUGAAGGAAGGGGGAGAAGCUGGGAGGAAGGAGGGGAUGGUGCCUGGGAAGGAGGAAGCGAAGGCGAGGCAGAAAGAGAAAGCGGAGAGGAAGAGAAGGGGUGUUAAAGGGGUGGAGGUUGAGGGAUGGGGCGAGGGAGAAAAGGCUGGGGAGAUUCGUGUGCUGGGUGGGAGGGUGACUUUUGAGUCGACUCAGGGUGCUUUUGAGUCGACUCAAAAGUCACCCUGGACCGAGGGGGACAAGGCUGGGGAGAUUCGUGUGUUGGGUGGGAGGGAAGGGAAGGCAGAGAAGGGAGGGAAGCGAGGGAAGAAGGGAGUGACGGGAGGGGAAGACGGAGGGGAGGAGGGAGGGGAGGAGGGAACAGCUAGGCCGGGAAUACAGGUAGAGCCGUUUCGGGUUCCGCGGGUUGUUGCUUCUAAACGCGAGCUGCAGAUCGAGAGCAAGUAUUAUAACGAGUCGAAGGACGAGCCUUAUAGCGGGUCGGCUUUUAAUGAGUCUCGUGCGGUUCUUGCGAGUCCAAGGGUGAGCAAGAAGAGGAGCGUCGCGAGUCUCGUGACGGGAGAGGAGAAGGAGAGGGGGCAAGAUAGGAAAGAGGAAAGGAAGCGAGAAGAGGCAGAGGGUGAUGAGGAGGAGGAGGAGAAGAGAGGGAAAGAGAGCAGGUUGGUUCAGGAGCGUGUGAGGGAUGAGCAGAGGAAGGAGGGGAAGGUGGUUGAGGAGAAGAUAGGAAGAGGAAGAGAAGCGAAGGAAGAGGUUAUUGUCAGGGAAGGGGUAUGGAAGGGGAGGAGGGGCCUUGAGGUGGAUAAGGAAAAGAGUGGUCCUGUUGCUGAUGCGGCUGCUGGUGGUGCUGGUGGUGCUGUUGCUGCUGCUACUGCUGGUGUUGGUGGUGUUGGUGCUUCUGCUGCUGCUGCUGCUGGUACGGGGAGGAAGCGAGGAAGAAAGAGGAAGUUGGGGGUGAUGGCAGAAGCAGAGGCAGAUGCACAGGGAGGGGCGGAAAGGGUGGGAGGCGCGGGAGGGAUGGGAGCGGCGAGAGGGGUGGGAAAAGAGGGAUUAGAAGAAGGAAGCGAAGUGGAGGGAGUGAUGGGGAAGGCUGGGAAGCAGAAGGAAGGCUUGACAGAGUUGACGAUAGGAGAGGAGGGAAGAGGAGGAUAUACUGGAAGGGAGAGGGGUGGAGGAGAGGGAGGAGAAGGAGUGGGAGAAGGAGAAGGAGAGAUACGAGGAGAGAUUGUGAGAGAGGGGGAAAGGGAGAGAGUGGAAGAGGGGGCAGGUGGAGCAGACGGGGAGGGUGGGGGGAUGAAGAGAAGGAGGAGGAUUUUGCUGCCUGGGAGGGGUGGAGGGCGCAGGAAGAAGGAUAGGCAUGAUGCUUUGGUAAGUGCGGGUUGGGGUGUGAGGAGGAGCAGGAGCCGCUCAGGCCAACAGCAGAGUGUUGCUGGUAUGAAGAAAGAAAAGGAGAGGGAGCGGGAGAGGGAGGAGAGGGAGAGGGAGAGGGAGAGGGAGAACGAGGAGACGGAGAAGGAAGAGAGGAGGAGCAGAAACCGCUCAGGUCACCAGCAGAGUGUUGCUGGUUUGAAGAAAGAAGAGGAGAGGGAGGUGGAGGGGGAGAGGGAGAAGGAGGAGAGGGAGGAGAAGGAGGAGAGGGAGAGGGAGGAGAGGGAUGGUGUGAAAAUUGGGGAUGAUGGAGGUGUGGGGAUGAGUGGGAGUGGGUAUGGUGUUGAGGAAAGGGAGGAGCAAUUGAGGAGGGAUAAGGGGGAAGGUGGAAAGGAGAGUGACGGAGGAAAAAUGAAGGCGAGCGAGGAGAAGGAGCAGAGGGAGGAGAGGGAGGAGAUGGAAGAGAUGGGAGCAAAUGAGAAAGAGUUGGUGGGCAGAGGAGGUGUAGAAGAGUUUCCUAAAGAAGUUUCGGAAGCUUAUAGUGAUAGGGAAAACUAUGCUUAUAUGGAGGAUUCUGAGCGGGAGAGGUUAGAGCGGGGUGUGAAUGGUGAUAACGUGAAAGGUGGUGAGGUCGAGGCUAAAGUGUUGGAUGAUGGUUUGGAGGAGGAAGAAGAAGCAAAGGGCAAGAUUGAUGUGGGAGGAGCAGGAGGAUGGAAGGGAGAGGCAGUAGAAGAGGGGAAGGCAGGGAGUGGGGCAGGUGGGGAGAGUCGUGAGACGGAAGAGCAGGAGCAGGAGAGAAAGGAGAGACGUGGAGAGGAGGAACAGGAGGCGAAGGGAGGAAAGAGAGGGGGGAGAGAGGAAGGAGGGGUGGAAAGAGGUAAGAGAGAGCGAGAGGAGGAAGACGAGGGAGUUGGGGAAGGGAGAAGUAAGGAGAUCCCGUUUGGAUUGAGUGGUGAUCGUGGAAAGAAGAAGUAUGAGGGCAGGGCGAGUGAGAGGGAGAGUGGAAGGGAAAGUGAGAGGGUGAGUGGGAGGGAGAGCGGGAGGGAGAGCAGGAGGGAGAGCGGGAGGGAGAGUGGGAGGGCUAGGGAGGGGGAUGAUGGGGUGGUGGUUGAGGGGAAGAGGGUGGUGGAAGUUGGUGAAAGAAGUGAGGAGAGGAGGAGGAGGGAGGAGAGGAGUAGGAGGGAGGAGAGGAGUAGGAGGGAGGAGAUUAGAAGUGAGGAGAGGAGGAAGGAGGAGAGGAAGGAGAGAGGCAGAGGAGAGGAGGGGGAGAGAGGCAGAGAGGAGGAGAGGGAGAGAGGCAGAGGGGAGGAGAGGGAGAGAGGCAGAGGGGAGGAGAGGGAGAGAGAGAGAAGAGGGAAGGAAGGAGUGGCGGAUAAAAAGGGAGAGGAGAGGGAUGAAAGGAGAGAAAGGGAAAGGUCGAGAGGAAGUGAGAAGGAGAGGAAAAGGGAGGUUGAGGAGGAAGAGAAGGUGCGAAAGGAGAGGGAGAGGGAAAGGGGCAGGGAGAGGGAGAGAGAAAGGGGAAUGGAGAGAGAAGGGGAGAAAGUGGGGGUGAGGGAGAGGGGGAGGGAAAGGGCCACUGAGAACGAGAGGGCGAGUGGGGAGGAGAGGGAGAGGGAGGGUCGUACUGCUGAUUUGGGGAGGGAGAGAGGCAAGCAGGAGCAUCGAACUUUGGGGGAGAAAGAGAAAAGCGAUGAUGUUGGUGAAAGGGAGAGGAAAGAGAGGAGGGAGAGUCGAGAGAGGAGGGAGAAUAGGGAGAGAAGGGAGAGUAGGGAGAGUGAGAGGCGAGGAGAGGAAGGGCAGGUGGAAAGGGGAAGGGAUGGAGAGUUUGAGAGAAGCAGAGGGGGAGAGAGGAGGGAGAGUGAGAGAAGCGAGGAAACGGGAAGGAGGGUUAGUGCUGAGGGGAGUAGAGACAGCAGAGGGAGGUUAACUGAUGCAAAGAAAGAAAAGGAGGACAGGGAGAGCAGGGAACGAGGCAGAUUGAGACAAGGGGAGGAGAGGCGUGGAGAAAUAGAAAUAGGUGGUUCGAAGCGGUAUGAGAAGGAGAGGACUGUUGGUGUUUUCCCAAGGCAGGACUCUAAGGGUAGAGAGGAAGGGCAAGAGGAGAGGGGGAGGGGAGGACGGGUGGAUGUUCAAGCAGAGGGGGAGGAGGGGAGGAGGAAGAGAGAUGUGGAGAUUGAUGGAGGUAGAGAGAGAGGGAAGGACGGUGGGAUGAUGAUUGGAAUAGGCUUGGGGGGUAGAGGUGAGAGGGGAGGGCUUGAGGAGGGUAAGUGGAGUGAGGGAGGUGAGAGGGGAGGAGGUGAGGGAGAAGGGAGGAAGGGAGAGUUGGAAGAGGGUGUGUGGAAGGGGGAGGGGGUGGGAGAAGGGGAGAGGGAGGAAGGGGAGGCGGAGGAAGGGGAGUGGGAGGAGGGAGAGGAGAGAGAGUGGGGAAGAGAGGAGGGAUGGGAGGAGGGGAGAGGGGGGGGUGGGGAGAGGGGAUGGAGGAAGGGGAGAUGA